AUGGCCUCCCUCGCGUCUCACAUUGACCCCGACGAGCUCAUCGAGAAGUUCCACGACCACCCCGUCCACCACCGCGGUUUCCACUCAAGCAAUGCCGUCAACCACAACACUCCCUACUCGAGUCGCUAUGCCUCAAUCAGCCAGCUGUCCAAAUUCAAGAUGCCCCAUGACGGUGCUCCCGCCGAUGCCGUCCACCAGAUGCUGAAGGACGAGCUCGAUCUCGACGGCCGCCCCAACCUAAACCUUGCCUCCUUUGUCGGAACAUACAUGGAGGAGCACGCUGAGAAGCUCAUGAUUGAGAACCUGAGCAAGAACCUGAGCGAUGCGGACGAAUAUCCGGCCAUGAUGCAGAUGCAUGCCCGCUGCAUCUCCAUUCUCGCACACUUGUGGGGUGCUCAGAAGGGCGAAAAGGCCAUCGGAAGCGCUACAACCGGCUCCAGUGAAGCCAUUCACCUCGGCGGUCUUGCCAUGAAGCGGCGCUGGCAGGAGAAGCGCAGGGCCGACGGAAAAUCUACCGAAAAGCCGAACAUUAUCAUGGGAGCCAAUGCCCAGGUGGCCCUCGAGAAGUUUGCCCGCUACUUCGAGGUUGAGGCUCGCAUCUUGCCCGUGAGUGAGAAGAGCUCGUACCGCCUUGACCCCGACCUCGUCCGAGAGAACGUUGACGAAAACACCAUUGGCGUGUUUGUGAUUCUCGGAUCCACCUACACCGGCCACUACGAGCCAGUCGAAGAGAUAUCAAAGAUUUUGGACGAGUAUGAGGCCAAGACCGGUGUCGAUAUUCCAAUUCAUGUCGACGGAGCUUCUGGUGCUUUCAUUGCCCCCUUCACCCACGCCAAAGCUGGUGGACCCAAGUGGAACUUCGAGCUUCCUCGCGUGAAGUCCAUCAACGUAUCGGGCCAUAAGUUUGGCCUGGUAUACGCCGGUGUUGGUUGGAUCAUCUGGCGAGACGAAUCUUAUUUGCCCAAGGAUCUAAUCUUCGAACUGCACUACCUGGGUGGCACCGAGGAGUCGUACACACUCAACUUCUCCCGACCAGGUGCACAAAUCAUUGCCCAGUACUACAACCUCAUCCACCUUGGUUUCACCGGCUACCGUACUAUCAUGGAAAAUGCACUGUCAAACGCCCGUUUGCUGAGCCGGGCGCUCGAGGCCACUGGAUGGUACGAGUGCGUUAGUGACAUCCACCGGAAGAAAGGCGACCACAAGUUUGUGGAGGGCCAGAAACCAUUCGAAGAGGGCGAGGACAGUUCUGCCUACAAUGCGGGGUUGCCCGUCGUUGCUUUCACCCUGAGCAAGAAGUUCAAGGAACAGUUCCCUCACGUCAAGCAGGUAUCGAUCAGCAACCUUCUGAGAGCGAAGCAGUAUAUCAUUCCCAACUACCCUCUGCCCCCUAAUGAGGAGAAGACCGAGAUUCUGCGCGUCGUUGUGCGCGAGUCUAUGAGCCUCGAUCUGCUUGAUCGCUUAAUUACCGACAUCUGCGCAGUGACGGAGUCAGUCAUGCAGAGCGACGCGAUUGAUCUCGCGGCAUGGCAAUCGGCCGGCAACACCGUCGAGAAGACUCAUGGCAGCCGUGGGGUUCGCGGUCAUGAGAUGCACAAGGCUAAGAGGCCGAUGCAUCACGGUGUGCACCGGAGUGUGUGCUAG
Molecule: messenger RNA, 1644 nt
Organism: Diplodia corticola
Lineage: Eukaryota; Fungi; Ascomycota; Dothideomycetes; Botryosphaeriales; Botryosphaeriaceae
Product: glutamate decarboxylase
Exons: 6
Coding region: 1-1644 (547 amino acids)
Biological process (GO): L-glutamate catabolic process
Cellular component (GO): cytosol
Molecular function (GO): pyridoxal phosphate binding; glutamate decarboxylase activity
Source: RefSeq, a predicted model, not a curated record